Molecule: messenger RNA, 867 nt
Organism: Alosa sapidissima (American shad)
Lineage: Eukaryota; Metazoa; Chordata; Actinopteri; Clupeiformes; Clupeidae
Gene: spag8
Product: sperm associated antigen 8
Exons: 6
Coding region: 96-659 (187 amino acids)
Biological process (GO): positive regulation of transcription by RNA polymerase II
Cellular component (GO): nucleus; cytoplasm
Molecular function (GO): microtubule binding
Source: RefSeq, a predicted model, not a curated record
GGUAACAUUAAAGAACUCAAGUCGUGUGUGAAGCGUUUGAGAUAGCCUACAAAAAGUGAGUGCAAUCACGAAAAAACACUCACACAAACGUCAACAUGAAUGUUCCCGAGGAGGAGCCGCUGGAAAAUAACGAGAUAUCUGUUGGCAGAUGUCUAAUGGACAACUGGGUUGAGGAGCGAGCCACUGCGCUACUGGACAACUCCAUGCCAAGAACACGUAUCCACAAGAACGGUCAUAGGGGAAUUCUGACUCUGGACAUGACUGCUAAAGUGCAAGGGCUUAGCACGAUUAAGUCCUCCUACACCCCUCCAAAAGGCCCUGGCAUAAGAGAGAAGGGAUUGCGUGGAGAGCUUCUGGAGAAAUACCUCUUUGAGAAAAUAAGUGCGGAGGUCCAGGCAGAGUUCAAUCCAAAGCCACCAGCCACUGAAUUCUGCUCCACCACCCAGGCAGACUACACCAUGGAGGGCUUUAGAUGCGUCAGCCCGACGAUUCUAUCCCAGGAAUAUGACUACAAAACAGACCAGGCCAUCACAUUGUGGAAUGAAAACUACCACCUUCUUCAGGGUGUUACAGCGGUCACGACCAAAGAUGCACCAUUCAGGAAGAACACGUCCUUCAGCAAGCCUAUCAGUGAACAGUUGGAUAAUGCUAUGCUGUAGACAAUUUAGAAAAGCCUAGUCCCAUUUUGUGAAAGGUCACUAUCAUGGUAUUCAAAAUAGCAGUAUUCAUUCAUGUGCACAGUUUCUUUUCAUAUUAUUCAUAUAUACAAUUAUAUUUUCUUGUAUUUUACAGUUGUUAUGAUAGGGAAAUGAUAAACAACAGUUGUGCAUUUUUAUAAGGUAAUUAAAUUGCAUAGUUUGGUGUUUA